UCUUCUCCACUUCCCAAUCAAAAAUUUUCAGAGGCACGCUCCGUCUCUCUUCAAUCAAGCGAAGCUCAACGAAGAAGAAGAAGAAGCAGCAGCAACAGAGGGAAAUCUCUACCCCUCUCCAACUUUCCAACAAUGUCAGCGCUAGAGAUCGAAGCUCGAGACGUUAUAAAGAUUGUCCUCCAGUUUUGUAAAGAAAAUUCCCUGCACCAAACGUUCCAAACCCUGCAGAACGAGUGCCAGGUGUCCCUCAACACCGUCGACAGCCUCGAGACCUUCGUCUCCGAUAUCAACAGCGGGAGAUGGGAUGCUAUCUUGCCUCAGGUUUCUCAGCUCAAGCUUCCGAGAAAGAAACUGGAGGAUCUCUAUGAACAGAUUGUGUUGGAAAUGAUAGAGCUUCGUGAGUUGGAUACUGCGCGGGCGAUAUUGAGGCAGACGCAGGCGAUGGGUGUGAUGAAACAGGAGCAGCCUGAGAGAUAUUUGCGGCUUGAGCACCUCUUAGUUCGGACUUAUUUUGAUCCCAAUGAGGCAUAUCAAGAGUCUACUAAGGAGAAGCGCCGGUCACAGAUUGCUCAAGCUAUUGCCUCUGAAGUUAAUGUUGUCCCGCCGUCUCGACUAAUGGCUUUGAUUGGUCAGGCCCUAAAGUGGCAGCAACAUCAAGGGUUGCUUCCACCGGGAACACAGUUUGAUCUAUUUCGUGGAACUGCUGCAAUGAAGCAAGAUGAGGAUGAUAUGUAUCCUACAACUCUCGGGCAUCAAAUAAAGUUUGGGAAGAAAAGUCACCCAGAAUGUGCCCGAUUCUCGCCGGAUGGUCAGUAUUUAGUUUCAUGCUCAGUUGAUGGUUUUAUCGAGGUCUGGGAUUACAUUAGUGGAAAGCUCAAGAAAGAUCUUCAGUAUCAAGCUGAUGAUGCUUUUAUGAUGCAUGACGAUGCUGUCCUUUGUGUUGAUUUUAGUAGAGAUUCUGAGGUACUUGCGUCUGGAUCGCAAGAUGGGAAGAUUAAGGUUUGGCGAAUAAGAAAUGGACAAUGCUUGAAACGUCUCGAACAUGCGCAUUCUCAGGGUGUUACCAGUCUUACUUUCUCUCGCGAUGGAAGUCAGCUGCUAAGUACAUCCUUUGACAGUACAGCAAGAAUCCACGGCCUCAAGUCAGGUAAAAUGUUGAAAGAGUUUCGAGGUCACAGCUCUUAUGUGAAUCAUGCAAUCUUUUCAAAUGAUGGCAGUCGUAUCAUUACUGCUUCUAGUGAUUUCACUGUGAAGGUUUGGGAUGCAAAGACUACUGCGGGUAUACAUUAAUCUCCACUCUCUUUCAAUUAGCCUAAUGAAAGCAAUUUGUGCAUGUUCUUCCAGGGAGGUGACGCAUCUGUCAACUCUGUUCAUCUCUUCCCCAAAAAUACUGAACAAAUUCUAGUAUGCAACAAAACAUCAUCAAUUUACCUCAUGACACUUCAAGGGCAGGUGGUGAAGAGUUUUUCCUCUGGUAAACGAGAAGGUGGUGACUUUGUGGCAGCCUGUGUUUCACCAAAAGGAGAAUGGAUUUAUUGUGUUGGUGAAGAUAUGUACCUGUAUUGUUUUGGCUACCAAUCUGGUAAACUUGAUCAUCUAAUGAAGGUCCAUGACAAAGAUGUGAUUGGUGUAACUCAUCACCCUCAUAGGAAUUUGCUCGUCACCUAUGCUGAGGACUGCACGAUGAAAACAUGGAAACCUUGAUAGCAGAAUUCAUAAGUCAUUCAAGGGGGAAAAAAAAAACUGUGUCUUUGUCUUACAGUUAGUUUUAUUUUUCUGUAUUCCUUUUGGCUUAUGGGGCCGUUUCUAAUUUGUAACAUCUUCUUAGAGUGUAAUUCGUCACACCUCAAUGCAAUUUAGUGAGGGUGUUUUUAUCGAUUUGUCUUUUCCUUAAUUUCCCAGUUUGUUUCCGCUUA
Messenger RNA from Asparagus officinalis (garden asparagus), 1916 nucleotides. Its product is annotated as suppressor of mec-8 and unc-52 protein homolog 1. Gene Ontology annotation, cellular component: precatalytic spliceosome. The transcript has 16 exons. The record is from RefSeq and is a predicted model, not a curated record. Lineage: Eukaryota; Viridiplantae; Streptophyta; Magnoliopsida; Asparagales; Asparagaceae. Gene Ontology annotation, molecular function: protein binding. Gene Ontology annotation, biological process: mRNA splicing, via spliceosome.